Molecule: messenger RNA, 2311 nt
Organism: Dermacentor silvarum
Lineage: Eukaryota; Metazoa; Arthropoda; Arachnida; Ixodida; Ixodidae
Exons: 11
Coding region: 86-2263 (725 amino acids)
Source: RefSeq, a predicted model, not a curated record
GUUCCUGCUGGUAUUAAAAGGAACACCCUGCUGCCACUCCAAGGAGUGACUUUACUGAAGACAGUGACGUCACCUGCCGGACUAAAUGGCGAGUCUUCGUUCUGUUUGGCUUCAUGCAUCCUGCGUGUUUGUUUUCUUCAUCUUGACUGCGACAUACACUACUGGUCCGGCGCAAGCUCUGAGGAUAAUCGCACUGAAGGUUCCCGAGACGCCGACUCGCGGAUCCACUGUGACGCUGGAAUGCCGCUACGACCUAGAGAGGGAUGAACUGUACAGCGUCAAGUGGUCUAAAGACGGCAGAGAGUUUUUACGCUAUGUGCCCCACGACGUCCCGAAAAUACAGGUGUUCAGUAUUAGAGGGCUCACUGUGGACGUCAGAAGUAGCACCAACACUACGGUAGUCCUUGACAACGUACAGCACUCUGCCUCUGGAACUUACAAGUGCGAAGUAUCAGCCGAAGCGCCGUCGUUCGAUCAGGUCGCGGUUGAGAAGAGGCUGGACGUCACAGAGACGACUUUAUCCCUGAACCAACCACCAAUCAUGAUCGCGGGAGGUUCCGUGCCUCUGAACUGCACGUUCAACCUCGGUGGAUUACCCCUGCACAGCUUCAAGUGGUUCAAGGACGACAAGAUACUCUACUCGUACAUUCCUCGCAAUAGGCCACAGGAAGAAGUGUUCAGCGUGCAAGGAGUGACAGUCGACGCUCCACCACGUCUUCUUUCUGCCCAAGGAGGCACUGGCCCAACACAGAUGCUGCAGACCAACUAUUCGACACUGUUUCUGACGAAACUGAGCGCCCUGAGCUCUGGCACUUACCGCUGCGAAGCCAGCGCCGAUCCUCCACCCUUUCUAACAUUGCAGGACGAAAAAAUUCUGGUGAUGGUCGAACAACGAGAUUUAAGACCACAGAUCACGUACGACAGGGAGACGUACCAGGUGGGAGACAAUGUGCGCCUCAACUGCACCUCCAGCCGAUCGAGACCAGCUCCCAAGCUCACCGUGUACGUCAACGACCGCCUCUUGAUCGACGCCGACGUCAGAGCGAGCGUCGACACCCACCGGGACGGCUUCCAGACGGCGACGCUCGUUACGACCUUCCCGGUCAGCCAACACGAUGCAAGAGGAGCCGCUGGGCAGGUCAAGUGUCACGCCAGCUUCAUAGGCCUGUACGAGGCGGUGGGCGAGAUGUCCAUUCCAGUUGGGCAGCGAACUGCAGACCACAGAGGACCUUACCAGCAACAGCACCAGCGGCCGCAGCACAAGCAGCCGCUGCACCGACCGAGUUCGAUCUCAUCGCCACAAGACGAAUGUCUGGCCAAGGCAAUGGAGAUUCUUGCGAGGGCAUGGGCCGCCUACCAGGGUGGAUCAGCGAAUCCAGCGCGUCGCGUAGAACACGACCCCAUGACGUCGACGGAAGGCUCGCGUCUCGUCCGCUUCGCCAGCGUGAACCCGGUCCUGCAAGUCCUCAUUGUCGCAGGCCUGAUGCUUCAAUUCUCAUCUGCGUUGCGGCUGCUGAAGGUGAAAGCACCGCCGACUGUGCUGUACGGUGGCGUCGCCAAGCUGGACUGCCAGUACGACCUCGAGUCCGACUCACUGUACGCCGCUAAGUGGUUCAAGGACGGGUACGAGUUCUACCGAUAUAGGCCUGGCGUCGGAGUCACGACCUUCCCCGUGCAGGGUGUCACUGUGAACAACUCGGAGUCUAUCGGCGCGACGGUCUACCUGCAGAACCUGACUCUUCAAAGUUCGGGGCUCUACAACUGCGAGAUAUCAGCAGAGUCACCUUCAUUCCAAACAGUCAUCGGAGUCAAACAAAUAAAUGUCAUAGCCCUCCCAAGACACGGACCUCGCAUCGAGGGCGCCAGAAGGCGAUACAGAGCCGCCGACACGGUAAGCCUGAACUGCACGUCAGGAAAAUCCAAACCGGCGCCGGUCCUUCGGUGGUUCAUCAACGGUGCCUUGGUGACGGACUCCAACAGUCAAAGUGACCUCACGACUGUUAAGCAUGCCGACGGUUUCGAAACGGUGUCCAGGAGGCUUCAGUUUGUGGUGACGGAAGAUCUCUUCGAUCGAAACGAAUACAUCAAAGUAAAGUGUGAAGUCAGUGUCCCGAAUGUAUACGUGAUGAGCGACGAAAAGGUACUGCUAGAAAAAGCGCAGGACAGCGCAGUGGACGUAAGAGACGUAGACGACGACUGCCUGUCCAAGAUUCUUUCCUUCAUCACGCGGCUGUGGAUGAGAGAAAACGACGGGGAAGACUGACCGAAAUGGACGCGUGCAGCGCAACUCUUAAUUACCGGAGUGUGUGUG